Messenger RNA from Cottoperca gobio, 2869 nucleotides. RefSeq names its product eukaryotic translation initiation factor 4E type 3-like. The record is from RefSeq and is a predicted model, not a curated record. Gene Ontology annotation, cellular component: eukaryotic translation initiation factor 4F complex. Gene Ontology annotation, molecular function: RNA 7-methylguanosine cap binding; translation initiation factor activity. Gene Ontology annotation, biological process: translational initiation. NCBI's taxonomy places the organism in Eukaryota, Metazoa, Chordata, Actinopteri, Perciformes, Bovichtidae. Bases 294 to 950 code for a protein of 218 amino acids. The transcript has 7 exons.
AUUGAAAUACUCUGUGUUCUUAUAGAGCUAAUAAAUAUAUAUCCUGUAGGAGUAUGUGCAGACUUCAGUGACAGACACUUCUGGGUCGCUGUAGAUGCUGCAGGCAGUCCGCGAGCGUCAUCGUGUCUCUGUUGUUGUGACGGCGCAAACCGGUGAAGCGACCAAUGAGUCAACAGCUGAUAGGGGUUAAUUUUACCUUACGAACCUAUAAAUAACGAUAACAGCCCUGGUGAAAACAUCUGCACAAGAGACCUGCAAGCUUUUACAAAGUCAUUCGGUUUUCAGAGGCAACAAUGGCAGUUCCUGUAGCUGCGUUACAAAUGAGCACAUCAUCCAGCCAGGGUCUGCUGGAGCACAACAUUCACAUCAGCGACAGAGAUCUGGGAAUGAUUUCAAGUGACAAUGAAUACGACACUUUGCCUUUACAUUCUCCGUGGACCUUCUGGCUUGAUAGAUCUCUACCAGGAACUACGGCAGCUGAAUGUGAGUCAAACCUGAAGAAAAUCUACACCGUGGAGACCGUCCAGAACUUUUGGAGAGUUUACAACAACAUACCCGGCGUCUCUAGCUUGCCGUUGAGAUGUAGCUAUCAUCUCAUGAGAGGAGAAAGAAAACCACUCUGGGAGGAAGAAAGCAAUGCUAAAGGUGGUGUUUGGAAGAUGAAAGUACCCAAAGAAUGCACUACUGUUGUAUGGAAGGAGUUGCUAUUGGCUAUUAUUGGAGAGCAGUUCAGUGAUUAUUGUCCCUCAGACGAUGAAGUAGUCGGGGUCAGCGUCAGCGUAAGAGACAGAGAAGAUGUGUUUCAGGUCUGGAAUGGAAACGCUUCUUGUGCUAACGAGUCAAACAUCUUGACCAGGAUCAAUGAGCUCCUUCCACAAAUACCUUUUAAAGCAGUGUUUUACAAACCACACGAGGAGCACCACGCUUUUGAGGGAGGUCGAAGGCAUUAACACAGUUUGCGCGUCAGAGCCCUCGAUACCCUUUGAACAUGUUUUGGAUAAUAUUUGGGCACAUUUUGAAGCACUUGAGUUCAUAGUUUCUUAAUGUAUCGUCCUAAUUACCUCAAAAUGUAGCCCUUGUAUUAUGAUUCUCAUUCACUACUGUCAUUCAUAAUAAUAUUCAAAAUACUUUAGAUACAUUUAAUCCGAAAGCAAACAGCCAUUCUAGUUCAAUUUUUAUCUGUGGGCGUGUUUGUGUGUUUUUAUAUUUCAAAAAUGUUUUUGCAAAUCCUUAACCAAAACAGCAGAUCAUGUAGAUGUACAUGUCAGAUUUUUUUUUUAUGUAUUAUAGCAUAAUUUGUGCUGUUUGUGGAGGACUAGUGUCACAAAGCAAACGUUUUUAACAAUACAUUACAAGGCUUUUCUAGUGAGUUUCAAAAUACAGUUGCCUAACGUAAAAUUGAGUAUGCUGUAGUGCUAAUAUAGGGGCGGUAAAUUGCACAUUCUCUUAUUUUUUAGGAUACGAACGGAUUGUGAAAAGAAAUAUGUUGUUACAAUAAAAUGACCUCAGUACAUAAAUCAUCAUGAGAAGAUGCUGAGAAAUAUAUGCAAUCAUUUCUAUUCUGUAGAAUUUGCAGUGUUGUGGUUGUCAUUUUGUUGAAGCAUCUGUCUCAAAUCAAGCACUUUGUUUCUUACUGUGUGUGUGUGUGUGUGUGUGUGUGUGUGUGUGUGUGUGUGUGUGUGUGUGUGUGUGUGUGUGUGUGUGUGUGUGUGUGUGUGUGUGUGUGUGUGUGUGUGUACACCAAAUCCACUUUGGUUUUGUGUCACCUUUUCUGAUAAAGUGUAAAGCUGUUUAUUUGUUCUUGCUUCUAAUAGUAUUUUGAGAUGUGUAGAGGACAAAGUUGACAUUGUAUUUCUUUUUUUUAAUGUUUAUAUGACCUGUGUUAAAAUUGAACUUGUGAAGCCUACCCUUAAUAGAUUAUAUUGACCCCAGGAAAGGUUGUGAACAUACACAUGACCUACAGAAAUCUGGACAUCAGUAAAAAUGUGUUGCUCUAAAUCUUACUUUCCUAGAGGGACCGCUCGGGGCCUAUUUUGGUGUAUUUGUACACAUUGUGGGUGUUUUGUGAAAUGAUGCAAAUGUUGCAGCAGGGUCAAAUUAUUUUGAAACAGGUUAGUCACAGAUGCUUUUCUGGUGCUGUACCAAAUCAAUUUGCAGUGUCUCUGAUAUCCAUAGAUGUUUAAGAUUUAGUUCUGUGGUUAUGUAAAAGACUGGAAAAUCAUAAUCAUAUUAGGGAAAUGUAAAAAUGUAGUAAAUGAACUUGAACCCUUAUACAUCUCACCAAAGGCACCUUUCCCUUGUCUUAGCGUGUGUGUGUGUGUGUGUGUGUGUGUGUGUGUGUGUGUGUGUGUGUGUGUGUGUGUGUGUGUGUGUAUUAGAGGGAGUGAGAUUGACUAUUCUAAACUGCAAAGAGCAGAGCAGAUUUUUUUGAGUACCUGUAUUAUACUACUUAAACAUUUGAGGUAAUUACUACAUAGCUGUGAAGUGUGCAUUGGAAGCCACAGAAACACUGCUGCUAUGAUUUCUCAAUCAAAUCAGACGUGUAAGUAUUUAUGAUGCUGGCUUCUGUUGCUCAUGUAAUAUAAACACAUACUGUAGGAUGAGAGAACACUGUACCCUUGCACAUAUACAGUUGACCAGAUUGUUGAUCUUGGAUGGUGCCUUGUGUUUACCAGCAGUUUAGAAUGUCAUCUGUAGUUCAGCAUGUUGAAAUCGUAUAAAGUCAUGUUUCUCUGUUAGUUUUACACGUCUUUGAGAAAUAAAGAUGCCUAAACUUCCACCUUUUGCUUUGUGGAAUACUUACUGUACUGUAUGUGUGAUGUGAAUAUCAAUAUUGCAUUGAAUAAAAACAGAAACAGCAUUAUAACCA